GUUAGGGUUAUUGCUCUUGAACUCAUGCCACCCAUCCGCGAUAAAUUCACGAUCCACUCGAGGGCGGUGGUCUGCCAAGAUGUUGAGUUAAAGGGAGACAUCACUAUCGGACCUGGCACGGUCGUACACCCCAAAGCCACCAUUUUCGCAAUAGCCGGUCCCAUUGUAAUUGGCUCAGGUUGCAUCAUCGAAGAGGCCGCCAUAAUAGUCAAUCGCCGCAAAGAAGUGAUGAGAGUCGGUGACAACAAUUUGUUCGAGAUUGGCUGUCGCGUCGAAUGUCCAUCCGUUGGCAACUUCAACACUAUAUCGACGCGUGCGCGCGUCCACCAUACUGUACGAAUAACAAAUUACUGUGUCAUCGGUGCUGCAUGCCUCGUGGUUCCUACAGACGACGAGACCCUCGACGACUACACGUCCAUCUUCGGACCCGCUGCAGAAAGAAGGACUUGGAGUGGAAGGGGACGGAUUCAAGAGGCUGAUUUGAGGUUGAAGCAUGCAGAGUACCUUCGUGAGAUGCUACCGAAGUUCAAUCGACUACGGAGGGGAGAUGGCGCCUGACGUCUUGGUGCACGUUUUUUUAUUACCUCUGCCUCGGACUGACAGGGCACUGGUUGUGCGUGUUGGAGGGUCAUCGGGUACGUUCGCUAUUGUACGGGCAUCAGCGAAUUCGGUAGGUGGAUCCACUACACAUAAUCGCCUGUCAUUUUCAAGAUAAUGACCUACGUUGGAAUGACAUGUAUGAUGACAUGGAGAAUGACCGAGGCGACAGAGAUCACCGCUGUCAUUUUCCAUGGCUUGCUUCCAUGUGGUCUAUGUGUGAAAGCAUUCCUAUGCUGCACACCGGAUGGGC
Suillus subaureus is the source of this 850-nucleotide messenger RNA. RefSeq names its product trimeric LpxA-like protein. Gene Ontology annotation, molecular function: dynein complex binding. The record is from RefSeq and is a predicted model, not a curated record. The transcript has 3 exons. Gene Ontology annotation, cellular component: dynactin complex. Gene Ontology annotation, biological process: mitotic spindle organization. NCBI's taxonomy places the organism in Eukaryota, Fungi, Basidiomycota, Agaricomycetes, Boletales, Suillaceae. Bases 25 to 558 code for a protein of 177 amino acids.